CAUCCCCUCCUCAUUGGCACGUGCGGACGGACUCUACGAGAAAACAAAACAACGUUGCUGUUUUGCUCUCUCUCUCUUAUAAGCAGCUGCCCAUCAAACCGACUAAAAAGUCUCAGAUAGAGAGAGAAAGAGAGACUGUGAUCGAUUUUUUUGUUGGUGAAAGGAGCCAUGGCGUGUACGAGUUUGGUAAAGUUGCAGGCAUCGUCUUCAUCAUGGAUCGGUCAAAAGUCCUUCAAUCAACGGCCGGGAUCAUCCUGUCGUUUGCCGACUCGCCGUGUUUCUGUCAUCCGAGCCGGAUCUUACACCGAUGAACUCGUUAAAACUGCCAAAUCAAUUGCAUCUCCUGGCCGUGGUAUCCUUGCCAUUGACGAAUCAAAUGCAACCUGUGGAAAGAGGUUGGCAUCUAUUGGGUUGGACAAUACAGAACCCAACAGACAGGCGUAUAGGCAACUUUUACUGACCACUCCUGGUCUGGGUGAAUAUAUUUCUGGUGCCAUUCUUUUUGAGGAAACACUCUACCAGUCAACGACAGAUGGGAAGAAGUUUGUUGACUGCCUGCGUGAUGAGAACAUUGUGCCUGGCAUCAAAGUUGAUAAGGGUUUAGUUCCACUACCAGGAUCCAACAAUGAAUCUUGGUGCCAAGGAUUAGACGGAUUGGCUUCUAGAUCCACUGAAUACUAUAAGCAAGGGGCUCGUUUUGCAAAGUGGCGCACAGUUGUCAGCAUCCCUUGUGGUCCUUCUGCUUUGGCUGUUAAAGAAGCUGCAUGGGGUCUUGCACGUUAUGCUGCUAUUUCUCAGGACAAUGGUCUGGUCCCGAUAGUGGAACCUGAGAUUCUUCUUGAUGGGGACCACCCAAUUGAGAGGACACUUGAAGUCGCCGAGCAAGUUUGGGCAGAGGUCUUCUACUACUUGGCAGAAAACAAUGUUACAUUUGAAGGUAUUUUGCUAAAGCCUAGCAUGGUGACACCUGGGGCUGAACACAAAGAGAAGGCUUCUCCCGACACCAUUGCCAAAUAUACUCUGACCAUGCUCCAGAGGAGAGUACCUCCUGCAGUUCCUGGAAUCAUGUUCUUGUCAGGAGGACAAUCAGAAGUGGAAGCAACACUGAACCUGAAUGCUAUGAACCAGACCCCCAACCCAUGGCACGUAUCCUUUUCUUAUGCACGUGCCCUGCAGAACUCUGUGCUCAAGGCAUGGCAAGGACUUCCUGAGAAUGUAGAAGCUGCACAAAAGGCGCUUUUGGUGCGUGCAAAGGCGAACUCCCUGGCCCAACUUGGAAGGUACUCCGCUGAGGGUGAGAACGAAGAAGCUAAGAAGGGAAUGUUUGUUAAGGGCUACACUUACUGAGUCAGAGUUUGCUACAACUAGUACUCUUGGCCGGAUGAGUAGUGUACUUCCAGUUUUUGCAGAUGAGGCUCGUUAGAUGAGCCCAUUUACUCUUCUUUUUGUCUUAAUAUUGGAGUGGUUGAUAAUAAUAAGCUGUGAGAAAGGAUUUUUCAAAACUGUAACCCUGGAGAGGAUACAUGUACCACCUGUAUGUUCUUUUGUUAAAAGCUUUGGAUCUUGAGAUUGUUUCUGGAGUUAUCUAAAUUAUGUUCUUUUGGUAAUCAAGUUGGAUCUUCAGAUUGUCCCGGGAGUUAUCUGAAUAAUAUGAAUGAAGAACUGCUGGGACCUAUUGUAAUGUUAUUUCUUUAUAUAUCCAUCUAUAUUGUUC
Ilex paraguariensis (yerba mate) is the source of this 1714-nucleotide messenger RNA. Lineage: Eukaryota; Viridiplantae; Streptophyta; Magnoliopsida; Aquifoliales; Aquifoliaceae. The record is from the annotation of a GenBank genome assembly.